This is a messenger RNA of Dentiscutata heterogama, 389 nucleotides long. The record is from the annotation of a GenBank genome assembly. Lineage: Eukaryota; Fungi; Glomeromycota; Glomeromycetes; Diversisporales; Gigasporaceae.
GUUUAAUUAUAUUGGCUUUUGCACAUUCAUUUCAUUUAUUAUUAAGAACUAGUUCAGAUAUGGCAUCUGAUGGUGCGAGUUAUAAUGCUAGUGGGAUGGGUGGGGUUGAAGAAAAUGAUCAGUCGGUUAAUGCUGAAAGUAACAAUAUUUUUUCCACAUUUGGAGACGCAGUUUUAGCAACUUAUGCUAUGCUCAUUGUUCAUGUAAACGAACUUCGAAACCUAGUACAAAUAAUUCAAAAUGAUAAAUGGAAUGGUUUUGAGAAACUUUAUUUAUCACCAGCAAUUUUGAAAGUAAUUAAAGUCGAAUAUGAUAAUUUUUCUAAAAAUAAGCAAGUGGAAAUUAAGAUAGAAAAUACAGUACCAAUAUAUAGAUAUAAAGAAACAUAG